Messenger RNA from Penicillium alfredii, 504 nucleotides. RefSeq lists its product as uncharacterized. Lineage: Eukaryota; Fungi; Ascomycota; Eurotiomycetes; Eurotiales; Aspergillaceae. The transcript has 2 exons. The coding region runs from base 1 to 504 and encodes 167 amino acids. The record is from RefSeq and is a predicted model, not a curated record.
AUGUACAUCAUCACACCUUUAGCCCUUCUGGGUGGUUUUGCAGUCUGUGCAACUGCGAACCGAUUUGUUCGCAGAGAAGCCUCUUCCUCUUCUGCUGCUCCUGUCUCCAACCCGAUCCCUACCGUUGCUCCAGCGGACCUGUCAAAGUUCACAGCUACGAUGAAGGUCGACGAGGAAAAUUCAAAGUGCUAUAUUGAACUCGAUAUGGCCUCAAUCGGCUGCGUCGGCAACUCGAGCGAUUUAAUCCAAUAUGGCAAGCCCUCCAAUACUUGCUAUGCCGAGCUCAGCGUUGGUGCCGAAGGUGAUGACCAUGUCUGCGGAUCUGCCAAAGGGUAUCUUAGCUAUGUCGACCAAAACCGGGAUAUGGUGGGAAAAUAUGAGUUCCACAAUCAGGAUGACGUGGUCGUGCUGUUCGAAUUUGAUCAUCAAACUGAUGACAAGUACAUUAUGUUCAAACCAGGAGCUACUGGAACCCCGUCCCCGGCGACUACCGCAGUCUUCUGA